Molecule: messenger RNA, 1414 nt
Organism: Paramecium tetraurelia
Lineage: Eukaryota; Ciliophora; Oligohymenophorea; Peniculida; Parameciidae
Exons: 5
Molecular function (GO): zinc ion binding; RNA binding
Source: RefSeq, a predicted model, not a curated record
AUGGGUGAGAUAGUGCCAAAUUAAUUGUUCGUUGCUGGUUACAGUCGUAACAAAAUACCUGAUGAGAAGGGCAUAAAGGACAUAUUCAAAAAAUAUGGUAAUAUAAAGGAUGUUGCCUAUAAGGGAUCGUACUCUUUUGUUACAUUUUAAUCGGAAUCGGAAGCUGAGGAUGCUCUUAAGGCACUUAACGGAUAAACGAUUAACGGAUAGAAAUUAAAAGUUGAUGUAGUUGACAAUCGAAAAGGACGUAGAAGUGGGCCUUAAGAGAAUGACGAAUGCUUCAAAUGUGGAAAAGGAGGGCAUUGGGCUAGGGAGUGUCCAAACAGAUCGUCACCAAGGAGAAAGAGGUAUUCUGAUUCGAGAUCACGACAUAGAAGAUCAAGGAGAUCAAAUUCAAGGUCUCGUUCGUAUUCUUCUUAUUCAUCUUCUCACUCGAGGAGAAGGAGGGACUCUAAGAAGCGAAACAGAUACAGCAGAAGGAGCAGAAGUCCAAGGAGAGAUAAUAAGAGGAAGAAAAGUACCAGUUGCAAGAGAUCUAAUACAAAUUCAAGGUCCAGAUCAUCAGUUAGCAAUAAAUAGAGAUAGUCACACAAGAUCAAAUAAAGAAAAAAAAGAAAUUAGAAAUUAAAUCAAUCGUGUUUUCUUCCAUUUUUCAUUCCCUUUCCUAUUAUUUCUGAACUGCUUUUGCUCAUUCAUAGGAAAACAUUUAAUAUGUCAACUUCUUAAGCAAUCGAAAAACUAAAUAAAUUUUGUAUAUAAAUAUAUUUUUUAAGACAUUUUUACUAUUAUUAAUUCAUAGAAAAAAUGAAUGAAAGAUUUGAGUAAAAUCUAUAGGCAAUUAUUUAGAGAGAAUGCCAAACUGAAAAUAAAAAUUUACUUCUCAAGGGAUAAAUUGAGUUAUUAAAAUAACAAAUAAGAGAUCAGAAAUUAAUCAAGCAAUAGCAAGAUCAAGAACUCAGGGAAAUAGAGAAGAUACAGGUUAUGCAAAAUCUAAAGGAAGAAUAGUAGAAGUAGAUUGAGGAGAAGGAGAUCCAAUUGAUCAAACAAAAAAAGGAACUUCAUCUCAGAUUAGAUGCAUGUGAAGACUUAUAAUUCGAGAUAGAACAAUAAUAUCAGCAUCUGCAAAUUCAAUAGGAGAAUCAUAAGAUUUUGGAUGAAUCGAUUAAAAGACUGAUGGAUUGUAUUUAAAGGGUUAAGAAACCAAUAAAAAACUAGUUAUUUAACAAUCGAGUUGCAACUUCUCAUUCAUUCGAUGACCGGGCCAGUGGUUUUGGGAUUAUGGGAAUGUUUAAGUCUAAAAACAAUGUCGACGAUUAUAUAUAGAGAGUGGAAAAAAUUAAUACUUCUAGACUAUUUGAUCAUUGAUUAAAACUAUUAUAUUUGCGUAUAUUUAAUUAUCAUUGUUUAAUUUUGA